Molecule: messenger RNA, 818 nt
Organism: Diabrotica balteata
Lineage: Eukaryota; Metazoa; Arthropoda; Insecta; Coleoptera; Chrysomelidae
Source: the annotation of a GenBank genome assembly
GAUUACUGGCAUAAUAUUGCAUUGAAGAAUUACAAGUAAUUUUUCUCAGCUUGUAUUCUUGUAAUUAAACUCAUAAAAAUGCCUCUUAUGAAUGAAUUUGGUGCAAUGACUGGUCCUGAUGAUUGGAGAGAUGCUGCUCACAGUACAGGCACCUCUAUUAUGGCUGCAGAGUUUGACGGCGGCGUUGUUAUAGGAGCAGAUUCUCGCACAACUACUGGGGCUUACAUAGCAAACCGUGUAGCAGACAAACUCACCAAAGUCACUGACCAUAUCUACUGUUGUCGUUCCGGAUCUGCAGCAGAUACACAAGCAAUUGCAGACAUUGUUGCUUAUCAUCUUAAUUUUCAUGGUAUGGAACUUGGUGAAGAACCCAAAGUAGAAGUAGGUGCUGCCAUUUUCCAAGAACUUUGCUACAAUUAUAGAGAUUCACUAAUGGCUGGAAUACUGGUAGCAGGUUGGGAUAAGAAGAAAGGCGGGCAAGUGUAUUCCAUACCAAUUGGUGGGAUGUGCGUGAGGCAAGAAGUGUCAAUCGGAGGAUCAGGUUCCAGUUAUGUUUAUGGUUAUGUAGAUGCCAAUUUCAAACCCAAUAUGAGCAAAGAAGAAUGUGUAAAGUUUGUCACAAAUACAUUGGCACUUGCCAUGUCCAGAGAUGGUUCUUCAGGAGGUGUAAUCAGACUGGGAAUCAUCAAUGAAGCUGGUAUUGAACGAAGAGUUAUUUUAGGAAAUGAAUUGCCCAAAUUUUAUGAAGGUUAAUUAAUUAUUUUUUAAGCUUUGGUAUGUUUUGGUAUAUAUUAAAAUAAAAAAAUCAGUUUUACACU